Messenger RNA from Paecilomyces variotii, 858 nucleotides. RefSeq names its product Alpha/Beta hydrolase protein. NCBI's taxonomy places the organism in Eukaryota, Fungi, Ascomycota, Eurotiomycetes, Eurotiales, Thermoascaceae. Gene Ontology annotation, biological process: protein depalmitoylation. Gene Ontology annotation, cellular component: cytoplasm. The record is from RefSeq and is a predicted model, not a curated record. The coding region runs from base 1 to 858 and encodes 285 amino acids. The transcript has a single exon. Gene Ontology annotation, molecular function: carboxylic ester hydrolase activity; palmitoyl-(protein) hydrolase activity.
AUGACCCAGCUGUUCCCACCUCGGCAUGUUUAUUUCCCUUCCAGCUCGUUGCACGACUCCACCGUGAUUCUGCUCCACGGUCGAGGCAGUAAUGGACCGGAGUUUGCGUCCGAGUUGGCGGAAUCUCUAACCUCGUCGGAAAAGACUCUAUUCGAGCAUUUCCCUUCCUGUCGCUGGGUCUUUCCCUCUGCGAGAUCACGCUGGUCUGAAGAGUUCGAGGAGGAUCUGAGCGAAUGGUUCGAUGUACCCUCACUCGAGGAUCCGGAUCGGGAGCCGGAACGGCAGUUGGCAGGACUCAAGGAGAGUGUCGAGUACGUGCUGCGGAUCGUGGACGAGGAGAUCAUACGGCUCAAUGGGGAUAGCACCCGAGUGAUCCUCGGUGGUGUCAGCCAGGGCAUGGCUGUCGGCCUCGUUGCGAUGCUAUGCGCUGAACGGAAUCUUGGGGGGUUUGUGGGUGCCAUGGGAUGGAUUCCCCUACGGGACAAGGUUCUUGCGCUGCUGGAUCGUGGGGAGAAGGAGCAGGCAUUAGAAUUCUACAGGUGGGCGCUUGGCUUAUCUGCAGCGCAAUCACAAAUGACGACCAUGCCAGCUCCCGAAAAUACCGCUUCGACGCAGACACCGCCAGAAGGAACAGCCAAAGGGUCAUCCCUCGAGACGCCGGUCUUUUUGAGCCACGGUGAAGAUGACCAAUGGGUCGAUGUGAGUCUGGGAAGAGCUGCUCAUGACCUUCUUGUGGUACUCGGCUCGCAAGUCUCCUGGAAGACCUACACGGAUGCAGAGGGCGACGGUCACUGGCUGAAGGAACCUGAACAGGUCGACGAUAUCGUCGCCUUUAUAGCCAAAAGGUUCUCUUCAUGA